Messenger RNA from Musca vetustissima, 540 nucleotides. RefSeq names its product retinol-binding protein pinta-like. The annotation marks the transcript as partial. Gene Ontology annotation, molecular function: phosphatidylinositol bisphosphate binding. The record is from RefSeq and is a predicted model, not a curated record. NCBI's taxonomy places the organism in Eukaryota, Metazoa, Arthropoda, Insecta, Diptera, Muscidae. The transcript has 2 exons. Gene Ontology annotation, cellular component: membrane.
AUGUCAAAAAUACAACCUUUGCCUGAAAAUUUACAAAAAGUAGCAAUUGAAGAACUGGGAGAAGUGCCCUCAAGACUCUACGAUGAUUUACAGGCUUUGGAGCUAUGGAUUCAACAGCAACCACAUUUAAGGGCUCGAACGGAUCAUCAAUUGUUAGUGCAAUUCUUGAGAGGCUGUAAAUUUAGCCUUCAACGGGCCAAGGAGAAAUUGGAGAGCUAUUAUAGCCUAAAAUCAAAAUAUCCUGAGCUACUAAAUCCCACAGAUGUUGAUGCACCACAGCUAAGGAAUUUAUUUCAAAUGGGUUGCAUUGUCCCCCUGCCCAGACCCUUGAAUGAUUGUGGAACACGAAUUAUGCUCUAUCGUUAUAAUUACCCUGUGGAUAAAUUCUCCAUUCAAGAUGUAAUUUUACUCGAUGUACUUCUACAUGAUAUUUUACUAAUCGAUGACCCGUAUGCCUGCAUUUAUGGUGUUAUAUAUUUGGUGGACUUAUCCAGUUUUUCGGCGGGACACAUAUUACAAUUUUCUCCUAGUGUCCUUAAA